AGAGAGGAAAAAUCAAAUUUUCGAGGAGACUAAAUCGACGGAAAAUUGGAGAAGAAGAUGGGAACGGCGGUGGGGCAGUGGCUAGAGGAAGCUUUGGUUGAUCUCUGCCGGAGACCAGAAACCGGUUUAAAUUUCGAUCGUGAUAUCGUCUCCGGUUUAGUCUCCUAUUGCGAUCUCGCUCAGCCUGUUGACGCGAAGGAGUAUCUCGACAAUAUAAUCGGAAAAGAAGGCAAAAGUAUCAUUGCAGAAUAUCUACAGCGAAGAGGAUACAAAGAUCCAUCCAGCAAUGUAGCAAACAGUUCUGUUCCAGAACUGCAGGUUUAUGUUAAGCCAAAAGUGGAUAAUCUUGCUUCUAGUGGAAUCAAGAAACCGUUUAAAACACCAAAAGAGGGAACAUCUUCUAAUCAUCAGCAAGCUGGAACUGUGAAAGCAACAGCUCCGGCUCAUCAAGCCAAUCCCAAGAAGAAAAAAGGUGGAAAAGUCAUUUCUCUAGCAGAGGCAGCUAAAGGAUCAAUAGUGUUUCAGCAAGGAAAACCGUGUGCAUGCCAAGCUCGUAGACACAAACUAGUGAGCAACUGCUUGUCUUGUGGGAAGAUAGUGUGUGAACAAGAAGGAGAAGGACCGUGCAGUUUCUGCGGAGCGCUUGUGCUGAAAGAAGGAAGUACUUAUGCUGGGUUAGAGGAAGGGUUUACUCCUGUAUCUGAUGCUGAUGUUGCAGCUGAAGCUUAUGCGAAAAGGCUUGUAGAGUAUGAUAGAAACUCAGCCGCAAGAACAACGGUUAUUGAUGACCAGAGUGAUUACUAUGAAAGUGAGGGUAGUACUUGGCUUUCUGCAGAGGAAAAAGAGCUUUUGAGGAAGAAGCGAGAGGAGAUUGAAGAAGCUGAACGAGCUAAGAAGAGCAAAGUGGUUAUGUCAUUUGAUUUAGUCGGCCGUAAGGUACUGUUAAACGAAGAUGAUAUCUCAGAGUUAGAAUCAGGGAACAGGAUUUUAGGACCAUCCGAGACUAAAACCGUAAACAGAAUAAAACCGAACCCAACGGCAAAACUCAUUCCAAUCUUCUUAGAUCCAGGACCAACCGAGAAGAAGCCAACCAGCAGCAGCAGCAACACAUCCAAGAGAGACAACAAGAAAAACUGGAACGGGUUGUGUCUAGAGAUCACAGGAAGGGUUCAACAUGACAGGAGUGAGCUUAAGUACUUACAAGCCGAUCCAUCAUCAGUCAUCGAUGGGCUUCAUGUAGAAGAUGGUGCUGAAUGUUCCUUAGAUUACGACUGAUCAUUUUUUAAGCCAUUGGGGAAUGAAUUAUACAAGCCCGGUUUAAGAUUUCCGGUUUACCAAACCGUAUACUUUUUUCUUCAGUUUAAAAGUCAACAAUUUUUCUUUUGUUGAGUCCACGUCGGAUGGUUGAUACGCCGUCGGUCAAGGAUCACGUGUUCGUAAGUUUCGGUUUCUCAUUGGCUUACGUGGUGCGAUGUGAUUGGAUAUCGUUAAAUUCUCUUGGUUUUAUUAAGAUAAGAUUAUUCGUCUCCACGUGUAACGUGUUGUGUUCCCAUCUAUCAAAUCCUUUUCUUA
Molecule: messenger RNA, 1572 nt
Organism: Eutrema salsugineum
Lineage: Eukaryota; Viridiplantae; Streptophyta; Magnoliopsida; Brassicales; Brassicaceae
Product: activating signal cointegrator 1
Exons: 4
Coding region: 58-1275 (405 amino acids)
Biological process (GO): regulation of DNA-templated transcription
Cellular component (GO): nucleus
Molecular function (GO): zinc ion binding
Source: RefSeq, a predicted model, not a curated record